AUGUUCACCUUCGUGGUGAUCCUGGUCCUGGGCGUCCUGUCGCGGCAGUACCUGGGGCGCGCGCUGCGGCUGCCCUACACGGUGAUCCUCAUGGUCCUCGGCGCGCUGACGGGGCUGCUCAUCGAGAACCGGCGGAACGCCUUCGAGCUGAACCUCAAGUCGUGGUACGACAUGACCCCGCAGGUCAUCCUGUACUGCUUCGUGCCCAUCCUCGUCUUCGAGAGCGCCUUCAUGACGGACACGCACAUCUUCAGCCGCCAGAAGUGGCAGAUCCUGACGCUCGCGGGCCCCGGCGUGCUCGUCGCGUCGAUCCUCACGGGCGGCUUCGUCAAGGCCGUCUUCACGGACUACGGCUGGGACUGGCCCACGGUGCUCAUGUUCGGCGCCAUGAUGAGCGCGACGGACCCCGUCGCCGUCGUCGCGCUGCUCAAGGAGCUCGGCGUCUCCGAGCGCCUGGGCACGCUCAUCGAGGGCGAGAGCCUGCUCAACGACGGCACGGCCAUCGUCGUCUUCGACGUCUUCAAGCAUGCGCUGGAGCACAAGCCCUGCGACGCGGAGAUGCCGUCGUGGCAGAGCGUGCUGCGCAUGCUCUUCCGCCUCGGCGCGCUCGGGCCCGUCGUCGGCACGGCGAUCGGCUGGUGCGCGGCGACGUUGUUGGGCUACGUGCUCAACGACCCGCUCAACGAGAUCACGAUCACGCUCAUCACGUGCUACGCGGCCUUCGCCGUCGCCGAGGGCAUCGUGGGCACGUCGGGCGUCCUCUCCGUCGUCUUCGCGGGCAUGUACCUCUCGCGCUACGGCCGCGGCCGCAUCUCCGCGGACGUCGAGGAGAACCUGCACUCGUUCUGGGGCGUGCUCGCCCACGUGGCGAACACGGCCGUCUUCUUUUUGAGCGGGCUCAUCAUGUCCGUCAAGGUCUUCGGCAUCAAGCGGAGCGGCUCCGUCACGGACUGCACGACGUUCCGCAACCGCGACGUCUACUACCUCCUGGUGCUCUACGUCGCGCUCCACGCGAUCCGGGGCCUCGUGCUCGUGCUGUCGACGCCCGUGCUCCGGUCGGGCAUCUACGGCAUGUCGCUGAACCAGGGCCUCGUCGUCGCCUACGGCGGGCUGCGGGGCGCCAUCGGCCUCGCGCUCGCGUUGAUCGUCAACGAGACCAAGGGCCUCCCGGACCAGCUCCAGAUGCGCAUGCUCUUCCACGUGUCGGGCAUCGCCAUCCUGACGCUCUGCGUCAACGGCACGACCAUGGUCCACGUGCUCAACUGGACGGGCCUCUCGAAGAAGACGGACGCGGAGGACGAGAUCUUCGCGCACGUCACCGUCGACGUCGACAAGAAGCUCGCCAACGAGAUCGCGUCGCUCACGCGGGAGCAGUACCUCGGCGACGCGGACUGGAAGAUGGUCUGGCGCUACCUGCCCGUCUUCAGCGUGGAGACCUACUGGCUCCGGCUCCGCGACGGCCACAUCGGCGGCCGCGAGAUGCUCGCGGAGUCGCGCGCGCGGUGCCUCUGGGCCAUCAAGGCCAACUACCACGUCGCCUUCACGCACGGCCGCCUCACGCCCCACGGGUUGCGCGUGCUCGUGGAGAACGUGGACAUGCAGACCGACGACGAGUCGCGGCCGCUGGACGAGUGGGAGCGGCUCGAGGCGCACGAUUUGUGGCCCAAGGCGCGGCUGAGCCGCAUCCAGUACCUCAACACGUACAUCCCCUCGGAGCGCGUGCGCGAGUCCGUCCAGGGCGUCAUCUUCCGGCGCAUGGCCUUCGUGUUCGAGGUGGCCUACAACUUCAUCCACGCGCACGAGGACGUCGAGCACGCGCUCGCCGCGGAGGAGAUCGUCGACGCGGGGCCCGUGCAGGAGGCGCUCGUCGAGGAGGUCGCGAAGAUGCAGGCCAUGGCCAAGGCGACCAUCGCCGAGUACAUCGACGUGUUCCCGGAGUCGGCGAACGCCAUCAAGACCCAGGUCGCGGCGUCGUUCGUUCUCGUGCGGCAGCACGAGCUCAUGAAGGAGUCGCGGGAGCACGGCCACAUCACGGCGAAGGAGCUCGGCGAGUGCGAGCGCCACAUCAACGCCGCGCGCAUCAAGCUGAGCCAGCACCCCUACACGGAGCAGAUGCCGCCCAUCAAGACGCUCGUGCGGGACGUGCCGUUCCUGCGG
Molecule: messenger RNA, 2157 nt
Organism: Aureococcus anophagefferens
Lineage: Eukaryota; Pelagophyceae; Pelagomonadales; Pelagomonadaceae
Exons: 3
Biological process (GO): proton transmembrane transport
Cellular component (GO): membrane
Molecular function (GO): sodium:proton antiporter activity
Source: RefSeq, a predicted model, not a curated record